Messenger RNA from Danio aesculapii, 5679 nucleotides. RefSeq names its product cytokine receptor family member b1 (gene crfb1). The record is from RefSeq and is a predicted model, not a curated record. The transcript is spliced from 10 exons. The coding region runs from base 241 to 1872 and encodes 543 amino acids. Gene Ontology annotation, molecular function: protein binding. Lineage: Eukaryota; Metazoa; Chordata; Actinopteri; Cypriniformes; Danionidae.
AGUCGGGAAGUCCGCUCAAUGUAUGCUCGAUUUCUGUUUACGUAGACUAUUAGGCAUGACUCUUAAAUAAUAUACUUUAUCGUCGACAAAAUAAAAGGAUUGAAAACAACCGAAUUUACAGAUCUGGACAAUCACUUGUGGUGUAUUGAUUAAGACCUGGACACGUUGUGAAAACACGACUUCAGCAGAUUGCUAAAGUGUGACGCUGCUUUUGUUUGUGAAAUAUGAUUGGUUAUCAAAAUGAAGACAUCAUCAUACGCUGGCCGUCUUUUUCUCAUUCAUCUUUACUUUACAGUGAUCUAUGCAAUCCCUGCUCCUGUCAACUUUACAAUAUGGUCGCACAACUUCAGACACAUUUUACACUGGAAUUCUGGGAUAAAUUCUCCUCCACAGACCGUUUUCAAUUUAAAACAAAGAUGUGGAGACAGAAAGCAAACAGAGCAUUUGAACAUCAGAAAUACAACUAUGGAUGUCUCUGAAGCAUGUGAAGACAUCUAUACACCCUGCACUUUCUUCAUUUGGGCAUCACUUGACAAUAUGAAUUCAUCAGUAAUUGAAAAAAGAUUAACACCAUAUGAAGACACAAUCAUAGGUCCACCAGUUAUAUUUUUGUCUGGCUGUGGAGACUGUUUGAAUAUCAGCAUCUCUCUACCCAAUGAAUCAAGGAAAAAAGAUCAACUGCGCCAGUUUUAUAAUUCUGUGUCCUUCAGUAUAAGUUGGAAGAAACAUGGAAACAAUGAGGUCAGACAGAUCUCCAUACCAAGUAAACAGUAUGUCCUGGAGAAUCUUCAGCCUGGUGUUCAGUACUGCGUUAGAGUACUUCCACAAAUCAAUUCCAACCAAAACACUCAACCUUCUGCUUGGCAAUGUGAAUACACUAGUAAAGAGGAGGCACAAAGAGUGUUAUAUUUAAUGAGCUGGUCACUAGGAGCGACAUUGUCAGGUUCAUGUGUGAUGAUGUUGGCAUGGAUUCUGGCUUACACAGGAUUUCUAUGCAAGCCCAAGAACCCUCCUCUCAAAUCACUGAGUAACAUUGUUCCAGCCACCUAUCUGAUUCCAGAACAGACGUUGUCUGAAAGUGUGUUAUUAACUGAGGUUCAGUUAAUUCAUUCAUCCUAUGAUACUACCAAAAACAACAGUCAACUGAAAGUGAAGGAGGAUUCAGAAGAAAAGGAAUAUGAAGACAGUGUCCUCAAGGAAGACACUGAGGAUGAGGAAGACUGUAAUGAUGAAGACGAAGUCAAAUGUGUCUACAUGAGUUGUGAAAUUGACAACAUUGGUUGGAAAAAUAAUAGUACAGAGGAGGAUACAGUUUCAGGUUUGCCAUUUUCUACGAGUUCAAGGGUCUGCUACACAAAGGAAGCAGCCAUGAAAAAGACCCAAUAUGAUGAAGUGAAGAGUGAAAAGGAAUUAUUAUCAGAGGUCUUCGAAGAGGGACAUGAACAUCUUGAAGUGAAAAAUACUGAGUUAAAAACCGAGGGAAAUAAGAAGGGUUCAGCAAAUACCUCAGGGAACAUCAACCUAUUUUCAGUCACUUUGAGGACUUUUGGACCAGAAGAUGACUUGGAUAAGGAAGAUGUGUGUAAACCUCUGCUAUCUAAAUUGAUUUUAAAAACAGACAAACGGACAGAAGAGCUCUUACCUGUAUCUAACAAGAUAUCUAUACCCAUAAAGACAGACAUGGAAACAGAUGAUCUGAUUCAUUCGGACUGCCAAAAUGAUCUCAUUCACGUGUGCUCUUCGGCUCAGAAUAUAAAAACCAAGCCUGACACAUCGUCUGGAUAUAUGGCGACCCAUAUAGGAGAUAUACAUGAGCAAAAUAGAGCCUUAUUAGAGGAGACAAAUUGUGACACAAGCUAUAUAACACGGUAAAGACAACAAUAUUUAUUUAAAGACUUGGAACAUGUUCGAAAUUCAGGCGAACUUGAAGUUGCCAAUGGCUUUGUUAUAAUUAAGAUCAUAAGAACUUUGUUUUUUUUUUUAUAACUUUGAUUAUAAUUGUUAUAAGUUUGUUUAGUGCCACAAUCCCAGAAUAGUAGAGCUUACAAUUUCAUUAGAGUAAAUGUAUUGUACACUGUAAAACCCAAGAGUCCACUUUUUCAAAUGAAUUGAGUGUCGUUAACUCAAAAUUUACUGAAGGUUAAUUCUACUCAUUUGAAAAGAGAUUUGAACUUAGUUUUGAAAGUAAUGAGUUAAUUAAAUACCUCAUUACUUCAACUCAAAUGAAUUUAGUUUCCAGUACUCUUAUGGAGUACUCUCCAGUACUCGUACUUUUAUGGCUCAUUUCUACUGACUGGUUUGAUAUGGUACGGUACGGUUCGGUUUGGUACGGGUCACCUUUAUCAGUCUUGCGUUUCCACUAAUAAGGGUACCCUUUUGGUGGGCGUGGUGUAUGACACAAAGUUUUAGUCGCGCUCAAGGAAAUGUCUACAGUAAAGCUGUAGGGGUCACUCACAUAUCAUAUGAUAAGCUCUUCUCACAAAACAGAUGCUUUACACAUAAAUACUUGUGUAGAAAUGUUUAUUACUAACUUUUCUAUGAACAUGAGUUAAUUAUAACUGCAGAUCAAUGACAGUGCGAACCAGCCUACUGUAACGUCUGUAAUUAUAUUAACUAAAUAAAUGAACAUAUAUAAACACAUACAGCCCCUUACAGUCUCCGAUAUGUUCCCAACUACAGAAGAACUACAAAACAGCAGACAUUUCGUCCGUAUUUAGGUUCAAAAACACAAAAUAUAGCCCACAGUCAGUGAAAACCUCUCAUCUGUGUCUGUAAUCUUCAGCAGCACAUGUAGCCUCUGUUAGACAGUAAUUCCGUCAUUCCCGGUUUAUAUUGGUCCAAAAUGUGAAGAUAAUAGUUAUACAUGGCAUUUUGUUCAUGUUUGCUUAAAAAUAAUGUUCUCCUUUUUUCCGGCUUCUCCUUUGUUUCUUCACGCUUCACUCUCGCGUUUGUCAGUGUCUGACAGGAUCGGGUUUCAAAAGCACGUCAAUAAUCAAGCGCAGGUUAUUAUCAUCAGCUCAAGAAGUUUGUUAUUUCAGAUAUAAUGUUAGACGCGCGAGCGCUAGCAAGAAAGCGAAACCGCUCACGCCUCAGACUGGCUCGUAAAAAACUACGCGGCACAGGGUAAAUCUGCUCUUCUUGGCGUUGUGGCUGUUCAUCAAGACAACAACAAGGUUUGUUUGAGCCCGGAUCGACCAUGGCUCGUUAUUAUAUGCAUUUAUAAUUCCGCUAUAAUCUCUCGCUGUGUUUUUCAAACAUGGCGGGUUUUUUGUUUUCAUUCUGGCUUGUUGCUUAAGCGAAUGGCGUAUCUCUGUAAACCAAUAGCGUUCAGCUGCGCGUGUGGCUCCACCUUUUGGUACACUUUCUCGUGUUUGGUAACCUUUCGAAAGGGUGCCGGAAAAGUGGUACGGUACGGUUCGGUUCGGUACACUUUUUGACAGUGGAAACGGCCAUAAAAGCGUAUCAAACCGAACCGUACCACUCAGUGGAAACGGGCCAUUACUCAGUUGAUUUGAGUUCUCUUCAUUUAUUGGGUUUUACUGUGCUCAAAUUGCUUCGUUCACGCAAAUGGAUUAAGUUCACAGUACUCUUUACGAUUUGUUUUUGAUCUUAAAUUGUUUGUUGCAAUCGGUUUCCUCAAAUGGUUUGAGUUACCUUAACUUUUCGGGUUUUACAGUGUAGGUUUUUGUUGAUCAAUGUGUAAAAUAAUUAGAAUUUUAAGAUGACAGAUGCUGAAACUGGGAACACUGCCAAUGCAUUAAUUUAGGGGGCUGUGUUUUCUGAAAACUCAGAAGCUAAAUGUACAUUGUGGGGAGACUGGCCACCUUCAAUGAGAAGCUGGUGGACGAGUCAGUCUAUGAGACAGCUUAACAGCUUAAAGAGUAGCAAGUGCAUCUGCUGCCACAUUAGUGAAUCUCUGCUGUGUGGUACAAUGCUUAUUUAAGCAUAGCAUCAAAUGAGAAAAUACUAAUAUAUUGUAAAAGAUUGGCGAAGAAUAAUCUUACUUACAGUGCAUCCGGAAAGUAUUCAUAGCGCUUCACUUUUCCACAUUUUUUUAUUGUUAUUCCAAAAUGGAUUAAAUUCAUUUAUUUCCUCAAUUCAAUCCCCCAUAAUGACAAUAUGAAAUAAGAGUUUUUGAAAUUGUUGCAAAUUUAUUAAAAAAAUUAAAAAGCUGAAAAAUCACACGUACAGAAGUAUUCACGGCCUUUGCUGAAGCUCUAAAUUGAGCUCAGCUACAUUCUGUUUCCACUGAUCAUUCUUGAGAUGUUUCAGCAACUUAAUUGGAGUUCACCUGUGGUGUGUUCAGUUGAUUGGACAUGAUUUGAAAAGGCACACACCUGUCUAUAUACGGUCCCAGGGUUGACAGUGCAUGUCAAAGCACAAACCAAGCAUGAAGCCAAAGGAAUUGUCUGUAGACCUCCGAGACAGGAUUGUCUCAAGGCACAAGGCUGGAGAAGGUUACAGAAAAAUGGUGAAGCGUGGUGGUGGCAGCAUCAUGCUGUGGAGAUGUUUUUCAGCAGCAGGAACUGGAAGACUAGUCAGGAUAGAGGGAAAGGUGAAUGCAGCAAUGUACAGAGACAUCCUGAAUGAAAACCUGCUUCAGAGUGCACUUGACCUCAGACUGGGGUGACGGUUCAUUUUCCAGCAGGACAAUGAUCCAAAGCACACCGCCAAAAUAUCAAUGGAGUGGCUUCACAACAACUCGGUCAAUGUCCUUGAGUGGCCCAGCCAGAGCCCAGACCUAAAUCCUAUUGAAUAUCUCUGGAGAGAUCGGAAAUGUGGCUGGACACCGUCGCUUCCCAUCAAACCUGAUAGACCUUGAGAGGUACUGCAAAGAGGAAUGGGCAAAAAUUCCCAAAGACAGGUGUGCCAAGCUUGUGGCAUCAUAUUCAAAAAGACUUGAGGCUGGAAUUGCUGCCAAAGGUGCAUCAACAAAGGUUGUGAAUACUUAUCUACAUGCGAUUUUUCAGGUUUUUUUAUUUUUAAUACAUCUGCAACAAUUUUCAAAAAAUCUUUUUCACAUUGUCAUUAUGGGGUAUUGUGUGUAGAAUGUUUAGGAAAUAAAUGAAUUUAAUCCAUUUAGAAAAAGGCUGUAAUGUAAAAAAAAAUUUGGAAAAACUAAAGCGCUCUGAAUACUUUCCGGAAGCACUGUAUCUGUCAAAAAAAAGAUUUUUGGCCAAAUUUACAUUUAGAUGCUUACUCGGUGUGAUUGUUCCCGUGCUGUUCUUUAACUGAUAGCUGAAUGUGAAGAAAAUCAUAACAUUUAUACCUUUAUGAUGCAACCCUGUUGGAAUUUUGCCAAUACAUUGUAUAGAGAUAUUUUUGCAAUUUGUAACAUUUCUACUAGGGAUGCACCAAUACAUACUGGUGGAGCUCAUGUACUCCUGAAGUCACACCGAUACCAAAGACAGAUAACCAGCAAUGUCACUGACAGAACUUUUUCAGAACACACAGAGGCUCCAGCAGCAGAAAAACAACAUCAGGCUCAGCAGAGUGUAAAUAUUUAACAACUAAUAAUGGCUACUAAAGUUUGGUGACUUAUUUCAGUGCCACUUAAAUGCCAGAACAAAUGAUUGCUGUGAUAGGUGUGAAAGCACCCUAUGUCAUUAUUAUGGAAUCUCCUACUUUUCUACAUUAUCUAUAAACGGUCAAAAAAUAAACUGAUAAAAACCUUGACAA